Rana temporaria (common frog) is the source of this 2647-nucleotide messenger RNA. It is a transcript of the gene TBXAS1, whose product is annotated as thromboxane A synthase 1. The record is from RefSeq and is a predicted model, not a curated record. The coding region runs from base 186 to 1772 and encodes 528 amino acids. Gene Ontology annotation, molecular function: steroid hydroxylase activity; iron ion binding; oxidoreductase activity, acting on paired donors, with incorporation or reduction of molecular oxygen. NCBI's taxonomy places the organism in Eukaryota, Metazoa, Chordata, Amphibia, Anura, Ranidae. The transcript is spliced from 14 exons.
AGUCCCCUCUCCGCCCCUCUCAGGGUGUUCGUGGACGCGCUGAACUACAUUUCCCGGCUGUAACUGCUGCUCUCUGGCUCCCCCUGGUGGAGAGGAGCGGCAAAGCAGGCGCUGUCCAGUGUAUACGGAGUGGAGGACGGAGGUGACAGGAGUCGGGUGGAUGCCACUGCUGGGACCAAAGAGACAUGACGGGUGAAUGGUCAGACUGGAUGGACGGAUGUACAGUGACAUGGGCGCUGGUCCUGGGUUUCCUGGGGCUUCUGUAUUGGUAUUCUGUGUCGGCAUUCUCUCAGUUGGAAAAGAUGGGGAUAAGACAUCCGAAGCCAAUCCCAUUUAUCGGGAAUGUUCUGCUCUUUCAGAAGGGAUUCUGGGAAGGAGCCAACAAGAUCAUAAAAUCAUAUGGACCAAUUACAGGAUACUACAUGGGUCGACGUCCGAUGGUUCUGUUAUCGGAUCCGGAAGCCAUCAAGCAAGUUCUUCAGAAGGACUUUUCAAAUUUUACUAACAGGAUGAAGCUGAAUUUGGUCACAAAGCCGAUGAGUGACAGCUUGCUGUGCCUGCGGGAUGAAACGUGGAAGCGUGUGCGCAGUGUUCUCACGCCCUCAUUUAGUGCGGCUCGCAUGAAAGAAAUGUGCCCGCUGAUAAACCAGGGCUGCGAUGAACUGGUCAGUAACUUGCAGCAGUAUGCAGACUCAGGAGAGGCGUGUAACAUCCAGAGAUGUUAUGCCUGUUAUACAAUGGACAUUGUUGCCAGUGUUGCAUUCGGUACAAAAGUGAACUCGCAGAAGGAUCCGGAUCACCCGCUGGUGCAAAAUAGCAAAAAGUUCCUGGAGCUGUUCAGCCCCUUAAAGCCAAUUGUCCUGCUGACACUGGCAUUCCCCUUCAUAAUGGUCCCUAUUAUCCGUUGCCUUCCCAACAAGAACCGUGACCAGAUAAACCGCUUCUUCCGCAAGACCAUCAGGGAGAUGAUCGCCCUUCGAGACCAGCAGCCAGCUAACGAGAGACGCCGUGAUUUCCUUCAGCUCAUGCUGGAUGCCCGAGAUGCAGCGGCACUCUUUUCUGUAGAUCACUUUGACAUCGUGAACCAAGCUGACCUGUCAGCUCCACACAGGGGGAAUGAGGAGACUACAAAGAAAUCAGCAAAAAGGCUGGAUGAGGAUGAGAUCCUGGGCCAAUCCUUCAUCUUCCUAAUCGCUGGAUACGAGACCACCUGCAGCCUUCUGUCCUUUACCACCUACCUGCUGGCCACCCACCCACAGUGCCAGGAGACGCUGCUUAAAGAGGUGGAUGAGUUUUCUGAAUUGCAUGAUGGUGCAGACUACAACACAGUUCAUGAUUUGCCGUAUAUGGACAUGGUGAUUUCCGAAUCCCUGCGCAUGUAUCCUCCCGCAUUCAGGUUUGCUCGUGAAGCUGGCAGAGAUUGCACGGUGUUGGGGUGUAAGAUACAAGCUGGAACGGUGGUGGAAAUUCCCAUCGGCUGCAUUCAAAAUGAUCCACAGUACUGGCCAGAGCCGGAGAAAUUCAGACCAGAAAGGUUCGCAGCAGAAGAGAAGCAGAAGCGACACCCAUUCUCCUACCUUCCAUUUGGAGCAGGGCCACGCAGCUGUAUUGGGAUGAGACUCGCCAUUCUGGAAGCCAAAAUCACUCUUUACCGUGUCCUGCAGAAAUUCCGCUUUGAGACCUCUUCUCGCACUCAGAUUCCCCUCCAGGUCACCGCUAUGUCCACUUUGCGGCCUAAAGACGGGGUGUAUGUGAAGGUUGUGGCUCGUUAGCGUCUCCUGCAGGCAACAAGGUGAUCCAGAUAAUGGCAAGAGAAGAAGAAACUGACCUAUCAAACUGCAAAUUAAACUGAAUGUAAAGUGAAUAUGUGCUAUCCCCUAGAACAGACUUUGUAGAAUGGAUCGCUAAGCAGACCCUCAAAUUUCUCAGAUGUGACACCCCAGGAUGGUACAGAUCUUCAUUGAAAUGGUUUUCCCAUCACUUGCCACCUAAAACUGAUUCAUUAUCAUUAACAUGAGGCUCUGAACCUGCAGGUCAGGAACCAAAAAUUCAAGUGGGUUGUUCCAUACAGGAGAUUUACUCAUUAUAUUUUACAGUGAGAGCAUGCCCCCAUCUAAUUGUAGUUUUUAGUAGAUUAUAAAGAAAACACUCUCUCUGACACUUAGUGCAGUUAGAAUCGCCAUGCAACCCAAUUUUCAAAAGAAACUGCCGCUUGUCCUAGAUCAUUUUUCCUUUUCUCCAAAUCAUGAUUUCUGUCCAUUCAGUGCUAAGAUGUACACACCACAAAGCACAGUCCUGCCUACCAUGGUAGUAGAACUGAUUUCUCUCUGCUGCAGGUAAAUUACAUUUAGGCUGCAUUCACACCUGAGGUUUUCAAAGUCUCGCAUUUUUACAGCCAUUUUUGUACAGGUCACCAAUGUAAAAAGCAGAAAAAAGCUUGUAAUCUCCCCAAAGAAGCUCAUGUUCUUUUUUGAACUUAAGGCGUUUUUUCAAACAAAACUAAACUCCCAUAAAAGCUGAAAAAACAAUCCUAAACACCUGUGUUUUGCUGCGCUUAACAGCUUUAUGGUAUUUUUACAGCUGAAAAACUGUUCUUUAACCGCUUCCCGACCGCCGCAUGUAGAUAUACGUCGGCAGAAUGGCACGU